AUGUCAGAAACUGAGCUGGAAAAGAUAAAAGUAAGAACAGCUGAGCAUUUUGAAAAUGAUAAAAAUAACAUUUCUUGGUUGAAGGAAGGCCUUACAGUCUCUCUAUUAAAUCCAUUUGGGGAACCAGAUAUGCAACUCACAAAUGAAAAACACGCAGAAGAGAGACCCAUUAAUGCUAUCGUUAUAAAUUCAGUCUCUGAAUUCAAUGCCACAGAUGGACCAGCUAAGGAGACUUCCAUGGAGAAAAACCUGUCAGAAUCCACCACAUCGCUGUCCUCCCUUGAAGAAUGUCAAAAGAAAUUUUCUUACCUCCAAACCGAUUCUUCAGUUCAUCAGAGAGACACUGAUGAGGCGUGUGCCUCCCUUAUCCUCACCUGUCUGUUUUGCCAGUUUUGGGAUUGUCUCCUGAUGCUCCCUGGUACGUGCGAAACGGUGUGUACCAACCUGUGCUGCCCCUCUCACAGGUACCGCCACGCCUCGGACGAAAGCCACUCUCGGAAUGACUGCAACUGCAACUGUGACAUGGACUGCAGCCUUUUUGAAUCCUGCCACGAGACUGGCGAGUGUCUGGAGCUGGCCAUGGAGAUUUCAGAAAUCUGUUACCGCUAG
Molossus molossus (Pallas's mastiff bat) is the source of this 609-nucleotide messenger RNA. It is a transcript of the gene MDFIC2, whose product is annotated as MyoD family inhibitor domain containing 2. The coding region runs from base 1 to 609 and encodes 202 amino acids. The record is from RefSeq and is a predicted model, not a curated record. The transcript has 6 exons. NCBI's taxonomy places the organism in Eukaryota, Metazoa, Chordata, Mammalia, Chiroptera, Molossidae.